This is a messenger RNA of Spinacia oleracea (spinach), 1105 nucleotides long. Its product is annotated as ATP-dependent Clp protease ATP-binding subunit CLPT2, chloroplastic. The record is from RefSeq and is a predicted model, not a curated record. The transcript has 5 exons. Lineage: Eukaryota; Viridiplantae; Streptophyta; Magnoliopsida; Caryophyllales; Amaranthaceae. Bases 125 to 856 code for a protein of 243 amino acids.
CAAACCCCGUCUGUAUCAGAAAUAACGGUGACGUAUAGUAUCGUUUUCAGUAAGGAAGGCAGAAGUGAGAAGACCAAUCCACAAUCACCCCCACACUCUGUGAAGUCUUCUCCAACCUUCAACAAUGGCUGCCAAUGCUCACUCUCUCUCCAGAAUACACUUACAGUUCCCUGAAUUCAGAACAUCUAUCAACUCAUCACAACGUAUUUCGUCGCCUUUCAUUUCCCUCAAUUCACAGAAUCCAUUUCUGGGUAAUCUUACACUCUCUCUCCUCCACCCUUCUUCAACAAGAACAACUCAUGCACUCUCAAUUACAACCAAACGACACCCUGUUUCUUCCGCCGUCUCUUUUAGUCUCCCAACUGGGAUCCCGGAUAGGGUUGUUGGUGAUAAAAUUCCCAACAGGUGGUCAGGGAGGGCAAUUAAAUCAUUUGCUAUGAGUGAAUUGGAAGCUAGGAAGCUCAAGUACCCUACAACUGGGACUGAAGCCCUUCUUAUGGGACUUCUUAUAGAAGGAACUAGUCCCGCUUCAAGGUUUUUAAGGGAAAAUGGAAUCACACUCACCAAGGUCAAAGAGGAAAGUAUAAAGUUACUUGGAAAAGGUGAUUUGUACUUCUUCAGCCCAGAACAUCCCCCUAUCACUGAAUCAGCUCAAAGAGCACUUGACUGGGCAUUGGACCAGAAGCUGAAACCAGAUGAAAAUGGGGAAAUUACAACAAUUGAUUUGCUUCUUGGAGUAUGGUCCGAGGAGGAUUCUCCUGGUCAUAAGAUAUUGGCUGCCCUAGGUUUUGAUGAUGACAAAGCCAAAAAGCUUAAAUCUGUAGGUUCUAAACCUGGCUUUGAUGAAGAUAAGUAAUCCAUAAUCCAUAUAGACCUUCUUUUGACAUGGCUAACAUUGUAAUUCUUUUAUCAUAGAAAGCAUGUAAAUGGUGACCGAGCUCUUGUUAGAAAAUCAUGUAAUGUGCUCGAAUCACAAACUUUCAUCCAUUCUUCACUCCACACGUUUUUUGUGUAUUACCAUUCCCUCGAUGGAACAAUUUCCAGAUAGGAAAACCAUGAUUUUCCUCUUAUUCUGAACUUUAUAAAAUUUGAAUUAUUAUUGUUA